AUGUGUAAAACGGACAUAACCGCAGUCUCCCUAAUUGACGAAAAGGAUGAGGGAAACCCAAAUAUACAGUAUACGCCAUCAUGUACACGAGUUACGCGAUGUGGCGGUUGUUGUGGUAGCAAUUUGAUUUCCUGUCAACCAACCCAAGUGGAAACGCUCAACUUCCCAGUAAAUUUUAAUAAAAUAUAUUAUUUUAAAAAUGCAAUAUUGAAGCAAUAUUGUUUUCACCUAUAACCUAAAACCUAUCUCAAAUGUAUUCGUGUAUAAUAGGUAAAAAUUUUAGAAUACAAUGGAACACAUUUUGUUUUUAAAGAAAAGAAAAAUGUUACUGUUCCCCAACACGUUGCAUGCAAAUGUGAUUGUACCAUAAAAGUAUGUUAUAUGAAACAGAAAAACAUUAAAAAUAAUUAAAUUGAUUGAUUAUUUUUUUUCUAUAGCAUUGUAAGCCCUCACAAAUGUAUAAUCCCAAAGGUUGUAAUUGUAUUUGUAAUAAUACAGAGGACCAAUACAAAUGUAACGCAGAAAGAGAUACAAAAAUGUGGGAUUCAGAUAGUUGCUCAUGUAAAUGUCGAAAAGUCGAAAACGAUAAUUGUACGACAGGAUCGGAAUUUAAUAACAAUACUUGCGGGUGGGUAAUUUUUAAAUUUAUGUAAAAAAACGAAUAGAAUAUAUUUUUAAAUGUAUAAACAAAAAAAUAGAUAUUAGAUAUAUCUAAACAAUUUAAAUUAUUUUUUCUCGAUAAGUAAAUAGGUAGAUACUUAGAAAAUUUUAUUAUAGGCAUAUUUUGUUCAAUAUCUAAGCAAAACCAAAAAUAAACCUCAGUUUUGUUUUUUUUGUUUUUAGUUGUGAACCUACAGAAUGA
This is a messenger RNA of Cinara cedri, 862 nucleotides long. The record is from the annotation of a GenBank genome assembly. Lineage: Eukaryota; Metazoa; Arthropoda; Insecta; Hemiptera; Aphididae.